This is a messenger RNA of Phytophthora infestans T30-4, 234 nucleotides long. RefSeq lists its product as uncharacterized. The coding region runs from base 1 to 234 and encodes 77 amino acids. Lineage: Eukaryota; Oomycota; Peronosporomycetes; Peronosporales; Peronosporaceae. The record is from RefSeq and is a predicted model, not a curated record. The transcript has a single exon.
AUGACGGCGCUGACGUGUACAGCGCCGACAUUGACUCGCUGUACCUAUUCCGUCGCGGUAAGCUCAUCCCGAGCGAAGAGACGCAGGAGACGGCGUGUAAGAAGUCUCGUGUCAUCAUUACUGGCGUCCCCGUUAAGAGCUACAAGCUGCCGCUUGAGUGAGUCAGCGAAAACACGGUCAUCAUCAACGUCGCGUCCUUCAAGAACGUGGCCGAGGCCGAGCUGCUUUAGAUAA